AUGUUUGAAAGACCAGAUGGAAUUGAGAAUUGUCGAAUUUGGGUCGAUGGUUGUUUCGAUUUUGCCCAUCAUGGGCAUGCAGGAGCAAUGUUACAAGCACGUCAACUAGGUAAAGAACUUUACGUAGGUGUUCAUUCAGACGAGGAAAUCCUCGCCAACAAAGGACCAUGUGUAAUGAAAUUAGAUGAACGAAUGACCGCCGUUGACGCCUGUAAAUGGUCCACAAAGGCCAUUCCUAAUGCUCCAUAUGUGACUGAUCCCAAAGUCAUGGAUGAAUAUGGAUGUAAAUAUGUUGUUCAUGGUGAUGAUAUCACUACUGAUGCCAACGGAGAAGAUACGUAUCAAGUUGUUAAAGAUUUAGGUAAAUUUGUUGUUGUUAAACGGACUCCUAAUAUAAGUACUACUGAUUUAGUAGGGAGGAUGUUAUUGAUGUCGAAGAAUCAUCAUUAUCCUGAUUUGAACGUGGCUAAGAAUUGGCCCAAAUUAGUUAAUGACGGGGAUAAUUUGGAUAGAUUCACCAGGUAUGCUACUGAUGAAACUGGAUUGAAACCGGGUGCUGUUGUCUAUUUAAAUACCCCUAACGAAUUGAAAACAAUUGUUGAGCCAAAGAAAGAAGAAGAAGAAGCCAACACUGAAGAUGAAGAUUCCAAGUAUGUUUAUAUUGAUGGUGGAUUUGAUUUGUUUCAUCCUGGCCAUAUUGAAGUAUUGAAAUUGGUUCAUCAACGAGCUCAACAAUUGGGUGCAAAGGUUAUAGUCGGUAUUCAUGAUGACUUGACCGUCAACAAAUACAAAGGGCUCAACUACCCCAUAAUGAAUAUCUUCGAACGAUCAUUAUGUGUAUUACAAUGUCGUUAUGUGAAUGGAAUUGUUUUAAAUGCACCAUACAUUCCUACGCCACAAUUUCUUUCUAAAAUUGGUAAUGUGGUUAAAGUAUAUCAUGGGCCUACUGAUGUUGAUAAGUCUGUUUAUGAUGAAGUUGCAAGGGAGAAAGAAGGAGUAUUUGAGAGUUUACCUAAACACAAGUAUGAUCAUAUGAGUACUGAAUUUAUUGUUGAUCGAGUAUUACAAAACAAAGCAGUUUAUGUUGAACGACAAAAGAAGAAAGGUUGGAAAGCAGAAAUGGAAAAAGUAUUGGAAGCAAAUGAACGGAAUAAGAGACAAUAA
Molecule: messenger RNA, 1164 nt
Organism: Lodderomyces orthopsilosis Co 90-125
Lineage: Eukaryota; Fungi; Ascomycota; Pichiomycetes; Serinales; Debaryomycetaceae
Gene: MUQ1
Product: ethanolamine-phosphate cytidylyltransferase
Exons: 2
Coding region: 1-1164 (387 amino acids)
Biological process (GO): phosphatidylethanolamine biosynthetic process
Cellular component (GO): cytoplasm
Molecular function (GO): ethanolamine-phosphate cytidylyltransferase activity
Source: RefSeq, a predicted model, not a curated record